AUGGAGAGUUCAAAUCAAACAUCUACAAACAGAUUCAUCCUUCUUGGCCUUACUGAUACCACAAACCUACAGGUGUUAUGUGUCCUUAUGUUUUUGAUCAUGUAUUUAGUCACAAUAGUUGCAAACUUCUCAUUUAUCAUUGUGGUGGGGACCAGUGUUCAGCUGCAGACACCCAUGUACUUUUUUCUAUGUAACCUCUCCAUCAUUGACAUUUGUUUCUCUUCCACCAUUGUGCCUACGCUCUUGAUCAAUACUCUAGCUCAUGACAAAAGUGUGCCUUUCUUAGGAUGUGCUUUACAGAUGUUCUUCCAUUUAGCUCUAGGAACUGCUGAGUGUUUUAUUCUUUCUGUCAUGGCCUUUGAUAGGUAUGCAGCCAUCUGUAAACCUUUACACUAUUACAAAGUUCUGAAUAAAAAAGUUUGCAUCUGCUUAGCUUCUGGAUCAUGGGUCCUCUCCUUUCUCAACUCUACCAUUCAUGUGAUCUUUACUUUUCAGCUUCCUUUUUGCCGGUCCAACCAUGUCAACCAUUUUUUCUGUGAGGUUCCUCCUUUUUUGUACAUCUCUUGCAGAGACACUUGGUUUAAUGUGGUGGCCAUGUACAUCUCUGCUAGUUUAAUUGGCCUGUUCUCACUCAUUUUGACUCUCAUUUCCUAUUUUUAUAUAACUUUGACAAUUCUUAACAUCUCUUCCACUGAAGGAAGAAUAAAAGCAUUCUCUACGUGUGCAUCCCAUCUCACAGUGGUCUCUCUGUACUUUGGUGCUAUCCUGUUUAUGUAUUUGCAUCCUCACUCUGACUAUUUUCCAGAAUCCGCCAGGACAAUGUCUCUCAUUUACACUGUUGUCACCCCAAUGCUAAAUCCUCUAAUCUACAGUAUAAGGAAUAAGGAAGUUCAAAAGAACAUCAAAAACAAACUGAAUAUUCAAAUCCAUAAAACAUUUUAA
This is a messenger RNA of Xenopus laevis (African clawed frog), 942 nucleotides long. RefSeq names its product olfactory receptor 5B21. Bases 1 to 942 code for a protein of 313 amino acids. The transcript has a single exon. The record is from RefSeq and is a predicted model, not a curated record. Lineage: Eukaryota; Metazoa; Chordata; Amphibia; Anura; Pipidae.